This is a messenger RNA of Onychostoma macrolepis, 5014 nucleotides long. Its product is annotated as E3 ubiquitin-protein ligase rnf213-alpha-like. Lineage: Eukaryota; Metazoa; Chordata; Actinopteri; Cypriniformes; Cyprinidae. The record is from RefSeq and is a predicted model, not a curated record. The coding region runs from base 4458 to 4994 and encodes 178 amino acids. The transcript has 4 exons.
CUUCCCCCUUUUUAAUAUAUAUAUAUAUAUAUAUACAGUAUAUAUAUGAAUUGUGAAUUUUAUUAACAUUAACGUAAAUCCUCCUUCCAUUUCACCUCAAAAUUUUGGAGAAGCUGUGCCUCCCCUGAUGAGCCGCCACUGCUUGCACUAACGUUACUUUACCCACCGCCAAAACAAACUGCUCUAGAACAAAUAAUUAAGAAAAUUAAAAAUACCCGUCCAAAAAGACUUAUAUCUCAUGUUUAACCACAUUAGAAGCCGGCAGAUUCCCGAAGGUCUGGCUGUGGUAAAGCUAACUUUAGGCGGGAACAGAUGAUGCUGGCCUAGAGCUCGCAUCUCUGAAAGCACUUAAGCAGUUUUUUUAAAUAGAUGCUAUCUUUAGAAAUAAACGGCGUAUUUUAAGCUUAUAAAACUACAUUUACAUCCAAAAAUUUCUUAAAAGUACAUUUCGUCACAUAAAAAAGUAAUAUUUACGUUAUUUGUGUGUGCGUGCGCACGGAGUAGGAUGUGACCGUUGGUCGCUGUGAAAUCUUGUUCGGAACUAGAGCAUAUUAUACUCUUUAUACAGCGAACAAACUAUUUACUGUAAUAAAUGGUGCUGUAUUACAUGAAAUAUUACUUACUGUGCAAACAGAUCGAAUGAUGGAAACUCCGGGGCUGAAACGAAAAUGUCUUCACUUCCCACCGUGAACCUGACUGGAAACUCCUUUUGCCGCCAGGGAAAAUGUGCAUUUGCGCGCAUGCGCAUAGAACCAAUUUAAUAUUUUUAAAUGAAUUUGAUUAAUUCGCAUGGCUUGGAUCUAAAACACAUGUAAUUCGCACAAUACCAAUUAAUAUAUAUUCAUUAAAAUCAAAAACUAAAUUUAAAUGGUUUAAACUAGCUAAAUUGAAUUAAAAUUGAAACUUAAUUUAAUUGGGGCCAUAAUCAUUUUUUUCAGUGUAUGCAUGAAGACUGCUUUAACAAAAAAAGUAGGCUACUCAACCAACUUGAACAUUUACUAGCAUGGAAAUCAUGUUAGCUAAAAUGUAGUGUUUGUUAGUGAUUUAAAAUUCCAUGGUGUGCAUGACUGCAGUUGUGUGUAAGUUGUGUGAGCUGGAAAAUGUAGAAAUUAACACAAGUCAAGUCCUCACAUCCCGGAUCAAUCAAUGAAAUAAAGAAAGAUCACAGACACAUUUCAACAUGUAGGCUUAUUUUAAAAUAGACUAAUAUGUAUAUGGUGUAUUUUUUUUUUUUUUUUUUUUUUGUGAAUAAACUAUAUUUAAUUUUUUCCUUGUACAUGUUAAAGAAAUAAUACAAAUAAAACUGUAAUACUAAACUGUAUAGCCACUAAAUCUGAUUCCAAUAGAUUUGGAGUUUGAAAGCACAGUGGCCAACAUAAAUGUCAUUCGCCAAGACAUAGGCCUUUGUCUUCUACUAGAAACAGGUGUAUAUAUAAUGUAAAUGUAUAAUAUAAAAUGGACAUAAGGUACAGCUGACCCAUUCUUUCACCAAUAUUAUGUGCAUCACUUUGCUUAAUUUAUUUCCACAGAGGACCUCUCUGAACUAUGCUUGGCCUGUGGGGACAAAUAUCCAUACACAGAAGACACUGAAGACUCUUGGGUCUGCAAAUUAGCAAACUGUUCUUCGUUUCACCCUGCUUCAAAACAUGUUAUAACGUCUGUGUCUCUUUCAGAUUCAGUGUGACAGCUGCAACGGAUGGUUUCACUGGGAAUGUGUAAACAGACCCAAUAUAAAAGAUAGUUUUGUUUGUCACGGAUGCCAAGGCCCUGCUUAAUUUUGUAUUAAGGCUUUUUCUUUCUUUCUUAUAAUGCACAUCUUCAGAUAACAUGCAUUCUGAUAAAGCAAACAGAGUGAAAUGCAUUGUUUUGGGUAAUUAUCCAAUAAAUAAAAAGAGGGGGAAAAGUUGACCCCCGUCUCCUCUUUUAUAAAAGUGUAAAUGGAAGCCUAUUUAAAAUCACAUUUAAUGCUCAAAGUAGGCUAAGUGUAUUGUCAAUAUGAUCCAAGUGUAAUUGUGGUUAAAAACGGGCAAGAAACAACACAAGAGAACAUUUAAAAAUUUGUAUUUAAACAUGCUUGUUAGCUAGGCUACAUCGGUUCGAGUCUCAGGUCCGGCAGGAAUUGUCAGUGGGGGGGAGUGAAUGACCAGCGCUCUCUUCCACCCUCAAUACCACGACUGAGGAGAGACCCUUGAGCAAGAACCGAACCACCAACUGCUCCCUGGGCUGCCCACUGCUCCGGGUGUGUGUUCACUGCUGUGUGUGUGCACCUGGAUGGGUGACAUGCAGAGCACAAAUUCUGAGUAUGGGUCACCAUACUUGGCCACAUAUCAAAUCACUUUUUAACUAUGUACAUUACAUACAUCACUAAACUACAACUAGCAAACACUUCUUUUUGUCCAUUGUCUAAAUGUAUUUUUCUUGCCAUGGCACCUGGCCAGCAGGUGACACAAAGUAAUCUUUCAGGAGGUCACGUUGCUGCUUCCCUGACCUUUCAGCUGGCACACAUUGCAUGGCCCCCAGAUCAUCUCUCCUCCAUGCUCCCUCGUUGACUCUGUGGUCUGCAUCCUCCCAGACUGCCAGUGCUGGUGUCAUGUAGGCCUCUGAACGGCGAUCACAGAAGGCAUGCUUAAGCAAGGGAGAUCUUGGUGACACUGUCUGGGGCAAAGGCCAAUAGUUGUAGACCCUCUGGUUGUGGUCCAGCUACCUGAAGGGGUAGGGUUUGGUGGAUACGCCUCAUCCCCCAAAAACAUAUAGGGUAGCACAAUAUCAGAACAGGGAAGCUUUUCUGGAGGAGGAACAUUCAGGAGACCCUGGUCCAGUGCUUUCUUCAGGUCAGAAUGUGCAAAGAGCCCAGCAUCCAAGACCCUGCCCUGAAUACCAACACUAAUAUAAACAAAUCUAUAACUUGCAUCUACAGCUGCCAUCAUGAAAACAGAAAAUCUGCCUUUAUAGUUGUACCACAUGCUCCCACUGUGGGCUGGGGCUGGAUGUAGAUAUGUUUGCCAUCAAGGGCACCCAGACAAUGUGGAAACUGCCAUUUCUCCACAAGGUUCUUGGCAAUUGCUCGCCAUUCUUCCUCUGAUUUUGGUGUCUGCAAAUAUAAAUGUAUUACAAAAUAUUUAUUUACAACAGUUAACAUAAAAGAUUUCUCCUCAUCUAAUCUCCUAGAGUAACUACUGAAUUUCUAAGUCAAGUUCAAGUCACCCCUACACACACACACACACUUUUAUAACACUACACUUUUCAGCAGUAACUAAAUUGUUCAAUCAAUUCAGUCAAGCAUACUAACUUAUAAAAUGUUUAGUUUGUCAUUAUGAAGUAUGCUGUUUAUCUUCAUAUUUGUACAUACUGUAUGCCAGAAUUUUUGCUGUUGUGAUACUAAUGAUAAAAAUAUUAAGAAUUUUGAACCUUUAGAAAAUCAUCUUUCAAGACCUGAUGUAGGGCUGCACACCUGUUUCAUUAUCAGAUACAGUAGUGGCCCCAUUCCUGUACUGAAAUUCUGUACUGUGAUUUGUAGGUUUCACCUUAACAUUACCGCAAAAUGAAAACAUAAAAGACAAACCUGUACAUUUGUUAAAUAUACAAACCUGUUUCCAAGAAUCUGAGGGUCAUCUUGGUGUCCAAAUCUUGUAGUGUGUGCAUGGGUAAGAUUUGAGGAGAAGAAAAUGAAAAGAAAAAAGAUUCUUAUGUGUGUGCUGCAGCCAGAUUUCAUAAUCGUUUAGGAUUUUAAAAUUCUUGUUGGGUGAACCCGGCUUUAGUUUUUUUUUCUUUUUUUUUCAAAGAACAGUAACAUGCAAUAUUUUGUCAAGAAACAACAAUAAAAAGAAGAAAAGGAAAAUCAAAAAGAUAAAUUACAAUAAAACAGUUGCCAGGGUAAGUAUAAAAGUUCAAAUCAAAGAUACAAGAUGCACACACACAUAUAUAUAUAUAUACACUGAACAAAAUUACAAAUGCAACACUUUUUUUUUUGCCCCCGUUUUUCAUGAGCUGAGCUCAAAGAUGUAAGACUUUUUCUAUGUACACAAAAGGCCUAUUUCUCUCAAAUAUUGUUCACAAAUCUGUGUUGGUGAGAACUUCUUUGCCGAGAUACUCCAUCCACCUCACAGGUGUGGCAUAUCAAGAUGCUGAUUAGACAGCAUGAUUAUUGCACAGGUGUGCCUUAGGCUGCCCACAAUAAAAGGCCACUGCUCCAUGACGCGCUUUCAUCUGAAGAGAGCCGCUUGCGUAAUUUAAAAAUUAACGGUCAUUUCAUUUUACUUGUUUACUCGUACUCGCUCGAUUAUUGAUCUAUUUAUUGAAUGAUUACUUAAAAUGAAUAUAGUUAUGACAGUAAAUAUGAUUUCGGAGGGAUUUGACAUGCCUAACUGAACAUGAUGUUAAGUGAGACAUUUUUUGUUCAUGGAUCAAAAGAGGAGUGUCCCGCUGUACAAACUGUACACUAGCGGCAUCAUCUCAGAAUGAAGUGUCCUCAAUGCAAUCAUGUGUCUUCAGAAAAGGCAAAAUUCUGCUGUGAGUGUGGCAACAAGCUGUCAUCUCUCUCAACUGAGACAGCACCAGACAAAUCACAAGACAAGUCUCAAUCAUCCUCAAACAUCGCACAUGGCCCUGAUAAAGAAAAGACUGAUAUCAGACCUGAAUCAGAAGUGCUGGGUUACCACAGUGUCAGUGUAUCUCCAACACGACCAAAUGAAGAUAUCAACAACGAGUCUCAAUCAUCCUCAAACAUCCCACAUGGCCCUGAUAAAGAAAAGACUGAUAUCAGACCUGAAUCAGAAGUGCUGGGUUACCACAGUGUCAGUGUAUCUCCAACACAACCAAAUGAAGAUAUCAACAACUCCAACCCAAAGAAAGAGAAGAAUCACGGUUCCAGUGUAGAUCCACCGGUGAAGCCCGAGCACAGUCAGGAGCAGCUGAAGUCUGUUUUUACUGCUGACCAGAAAUACAAUGAAAGUGUGGAUGCAGAAAGUCAGUAUGUCACAUCUCCAAAAAGGUGAACACAAAAUCGUCUGAUGAA